Molecule: messenger RNA, 922 nt
Organism: Vitis vinifera (wine grape)
Lineage: Eukaryota; Viridiplantae; Streptophyta; Magnoliopsida; Vitales; Vitaceae
Product: glucuronoxylan 4-O-methyltransferase 2
Exons: 3
Coding region: 1-921 (306 amino acids)
Biological process (GO): xylan biosynthetic process
Molecular function (GO): glucuronoxylan 4-O-methyltransferase activity
Source: RefSeq, a predicted model, not a curated record
AUGAGACCAUCGGAGACCCAAAACUCCAUCAACCUUAAGCUCAUCCUCAUCUGUUUUCUGUGUCUUCUCUUCUUCCUCUUGGUAUUCAAAUCAAACUUCACACCUUUCCGAGAAAAUCAUCCAUCACCCAUCUUAGAAACUCAUGUAUCAAGCUCAACAUGUCCAGCUACAGAAGAGCAACUACUAUCCCCAGCUUGUCCAUCUCUACUUUUCACACCAACUUGCACCAAAACCCCACCCUCCCUAGCCCAAGCUCUUGUCCACUAUGCAACCCUCAAUGUCACCCCACAACAAACCUUCAACGAAAUCUCAGUGACUUCAAGAGUUCUUCAAAAGAAGGCACCCUGCAACUUCCUGGUCUUUGGCUUAGGCCAUGACAGCCUCAUGUGGACUGCACUCAACCAUGGUGGCCGCACCGUCUUCCUCGAAGAAGACAAGUCCUGGAUGGAGCGAAUCAAGCAGAAGUUCCCCAGCGUGGAAUCCUAUUAUGUAGUCUACGACACCAAGGUUCACGAAGCUGAUGAGCUGUUGGAGGUUGGCAUGGGAGAGGACUGCAAGGUUGUGGCUGACCCAAGAUUUUCCAAGUAUAAACUUUCAUUGAAGGGGUUUCCAAAUGAGGUGUAUGAUGUGGAGUGGGAUUUGAUAAUGGUGGAUGCACCAACUGGGUAUCAUGAUGAGGCACCAGGGAGGAUUGGAGGGGUCCCUACAAGGAUGGGUGCCAUCUACACUGCAGGGUUGAUGGGUAGGAAUAGGGAAGAUGGUGAGACUGAUGUGUUUGUGCAUAAUGUGAAUAGGGUGGUGGAGGACAAGUUUUCCAAGGCAUUUUUGUGUGAGGGCUACUUUAGGGAACAAGAAGGCAGGAUUGGGCGUUUUACCAUUCCAAGCCAUAGGACUCGAUCCAGAAGAUCCUUUUGCCCCUGAA